This is a messenger RNA of Salmo salar (Atlantic salmon), 5453 nucleotides long. RefSeq names its product protein NLRC3. NCBI's taxonomy places the organism in Eukaryota, Metazoa, Chordata, Actinopteri, Salmoniformes, Salmonidae. The record is from RefSeq and is a predicted model, not a curated record. Gene Ontology annotation, molecular function: protein binding.
CAAACUCUUAACUUAGAACCAAAAUGAGCUACAGGAAGUAUUGUAGCCGCCACUGUAGAGUCCAUAGUCUUAUUGACACCGUGUAGUGUUUUCAGAGUUUAUCCAAUGUUUGUAGAGUUUGUGAAAGAAGUCAACUUGGCCACAGCUGUGUUAUGGUGUGUCUUUGUGUUGAUAGCUCACCCAUGUCAGGACAUGAAGUGAAAGCAAAAGCAUAACUUUCUCUCCGUCCAUUUUGAGACGACAGAGAGGUAAUGGAAAACAUUGAAAGCUAGCCAUAGAGAAGACAACACAGUCAGCUGAUAUGGUCAGAAGUUAGUCCCGGACUGACUUGGUCUGUCCCAUAGGAAAGGGGGCAUGGCUAGCAAAACAAGUCUCUCUGGGGAGGGAGAGGAGGCCUCCACCUCCAAAAUGAGUGUCCUUACAGACCACCCCACACCUUUUGAAGCUAAGAGGUUGAAGCAGCAGCGAGAAGAGAUAAGAUCAGUCUCACCUGUGCCCAGCUGUGUGUCCAUGAAGAGUGAUCGGUCUAUGACGCAACCAAUUAAGUUCUGUGAUGAACCAUUUCCAGAUCAAAGGUUGAAGCAGCAGCGAGAAGAGAUAAGAUCAGUCUCACCUGUGCCCAGCUGUGUGUCCAUGAAGAGUGAUCGGUCUAUGACGCAACCAAUGAAGUUCUGUGAUGAACCGUUUCCAGAUCAAAGGCUUCAACAGGAGAGAUCAGAGUCUCCUGUCCUCAGUUGUGGGUCUAUGGCAGAAAUCGAUGAUAGGUUAAAAUCCAAGCUGAAGAGAAAGUUUCAGUGUGUGUUUGAGGGGACAGCACAGCAAGGAAACCCUACACUUCUCAAUGAGAUCUAUACAGAGCUUUACAUCACAGAAGGUGGAAGCGGAGAGGUCAACAAUGAACAUGAGGUGAGACAGAUUGAUACACUAUCCAGGCGACUAGCAACACAAGAGACACCUAUCAAAUGCAAUGACAUCUUUAAACUCUUACCGGGACAAGACAAACAUGUCAGAACUGUUCUGACGAAAGGAGUUGCGGGGAUCGGAAAAACUGUCUCUGUGCAGAAGUUCAUUCUAGACUGGGCCGAGGGAAAAGCUAAUCAGGAAAUCCAGUUAAUAUUCCCUCUUCCUUUCAGGGAGCUGAAUUUGAUGGAGGGGAAAAAACACAGUUUGGUAGAACUCCUUCAUUGUUUUUUCAAGGAUACAAAAGAAUCCGAAAUAUUAAUUAACGAUGACUUCAAAGUUCUCUUUAUCUUUGACGGUCUGGAUGAAUGUCGACUUCCUUUAGACUUCCAGAACAAUAACAGUUUGAGGGAUGUCACAGAGUCAACCUCAGUGGAUGUGCUGCUGACAAACCUCAUCGAGGGGAAUCUGCUUCCUAAUGCUCUCCUCUGGAUAACGUCCCGACCUGCAGCAGCCAAUCGUAUUUCUCCCGACUGUGUUGACCAGGUGACAGAAGUACGAGGGUUCAAUGACCCACAGAAGGAGGAAUACUUCAGGAAGAGAAUCCAUUCUCCGAACCUGGCUAGCAGAAUCAUCACGCACAUGAAAUCAUCAAGGAGCCUCUACAUCAUGUGCCACAUACCAGUCUUCUGUUGGAUUGCAGCAACUGUUCUAGAGAGGCUGGUGGGUGGUGCAGAGAGUGGAGAGAUCCCCAAGACGCUGACACAAAUGAACCUUCACUUUCUGAUCUUUCAGACGAGGUUAAGAAACAAGAAAUAUCCUGGGAGAAGUGGGACAGAUCCUGAGUGGAACACGGAUAAAGAGAUGAUUCUGAAACUGGGCAAACUGGCCUUUGAACAGCUGGAAAAGGGCAAUCUAAUCUUCUAUGAGGAAGACCUGAGAGAGUGUGGCAUUGAUGUCAAAGAAGCAUCAGUGUACUCAGGAGUGUGCACACAAGUCUUCAGGGAGGAGUGUGGGCUGAACAAGGGGAAGGUAUACUGCUUUGUGCAUCUUAGCAUUCAGGAGUUUCUCGCUGCUUUAUACGUGUUUCUCUCGUUUGUGAACAACAACAGAAAUCUAAUGUUGAAACAGCAAUCCAGGUCCACACCUACAAUCGACCUCUACAAGAGUGCCGUGGAUCAAGCCAUUCAGAGUGCCAAUGGACACCUGGACCUGUUUCUCCGCUUCCUUCUCGGCCUUUCACUGAAGUCCAAUCAGACUCUCUUAAGAGGCCUACUGGUACAGACAGGAAGCAGCUCAUGCACCAAUGAGGAAACGGUUGAGUACAUCAAGGAGAAGAUCAGGGAGAAUCCCUCAUUGGAGAGAUGCAUUAACUUGUUCCACUGUCUAAACGAGCUGAAUGACCAUUCUUUAGUGGAGGAGAUCCAAAGCUACCUGAGCUCAGGAAGUCUCUCUGAAGAUCUCUCUCCUGCACAGUUGUCAGCUUUGGUUGUUGUGGUGUUGACUUCAGAAGAGGAGCUGGAUGUGUUUGAGCUGAGAAAAUACUCCAGAUCAGAUGAGGGUCUUCUGAGGAUGCUACCGGUGGUCAAAGCCUCCAGAACAGCUGUGCUAACUUACUGCUACCUCACUGAGAGAUGCUGCAAAGCCCUAGCCUCAACUCUCAGCUCGACCUCAUCGGGUCUGAGAGAGUUGGACCUGAGUAAAAAUGACCUGAAGGAUUCCGGAGUGGCACUGCUCUCCAUUGGACUGGGGAGUCCACAAUGUAAACUUGAGUCACUGAGGCUCUCAGGUUGUAGAGUCACUGGGAAAAGCUGUGCUUCUCUGGCUUCAGCUCUGAAGUCAAACCCCUCCCACCUGAGAGAGUUGGAUCUGAGUGGGAGUAAUCCAGGAGACUCAGGCGUGAGCCUGCUCUCUGCUGCACUAGAGGAUCCACUCUGUAAACUGGAGACACUGAGGCUAUCACGUUGUAGUGUCACAGAGGAAGGCUGUGCUUCUCUGGCUUCAGCUCUGAGGUCAAACCCCGCAAACCUGAGAGAGCUGGACCUGAGCUGCAAUUACCCAGGUGACUCAGGAGUGAAACUGCUCUCUGCUCUACUGGAGGAGCCACACAAACUGAAGACUCUAAGGCUGAAUACCUGUAAACUUACUGAGAACUGCUGUCAAGCUCUGGCUUCAGCUCUCGGUUCAAACUCCUCGAGUCUGAGGGAGCUUGACCUGAGUAAAAAUAACCUGCAGGAUUCAGGAAUGACGCUGCUCUGUGCUGGACUGGGGAAUCCACACUGUAAACUGGGGAUGCUAACGCUGUCGGAGUGUGGAUUCACAGACAAAGGCUGUGCGUCUCUGGCUUCAGCUCUGAGGUCAAAUCCUUUACACCUGAGAGAACUGAAUAUGAGCUGGAACUACCCAGGUGACUCAGGAGUGAAGCUGAUCUCCGCUUUACUGGAGGAUCCAUGCUGCAAACUGAAGACACUGAGAUUAAGUCCAUGGGCCAGAGACUGGUGACAGAACUGGAGGAUGGAAGGACAUCCUAGCCCAGCAGAGUGGAUGUGUAGUUACUGUUAUUGGGAAACUUGCUUUUCAGAGCCGGAAAGCUGCUUUCACUGUCCAAACAGGAGGAAACAAAAUAGCCUGUAUGGAUCUCAGAUCUCAGUGGCAGAUGUCCUGAAUAUCACAUCCCUAUUCUAAUAGUGUGUACCAAGUCAUAAGUAAGAGGUGGGACCAAGUCAUAAGUAAGUCUCAAGUCUUAGCACUCAAGUCCCAAGUCAAGACAGGCAAGUCUGAGUCAAGUCUCAAGUCAAGACUGUCAAGUAUCAAGUCAAGUCUCAAGUCCUAAACUUUGAGUUUCGAGUUCUAAGUCAUAAUGUGCUCUUCACCAAAUGUAAUACCAUUUCAUAUAAGAGUAAUAGUUAGUAUAUUACAUUUACGCAAAUCAUGAAUGCUUUUAAAAAUAUAUUUAUUACUUUCCAAAUAAACUUUAUAUUUCCAUGGAACUACAUGGGUAGCCAUGAGAAAGACCCCCCAAUAGCGAUCGAUUAUCGAGGAUCGCUAUGUGGCGCAAUCUGGCAAUGUGGGCUUGUACACAAUCGCCCAACCUUAACACACACAUACACACACACUGUGUGUGUGGUUACAGUAGGCUAACGUAUGUCAAUGAUUUUAGGAACAGCAGUAACAUCAGGCAGGAUUUAGGCUACCAACAGCCUAGCCAGUUGUAGCUCAAUUUUGGGUGCAAUGAUCACGUUCCCGCAUUGACUGACUGGAGGCUCAUUGAUUUAACGUUACGUUAGCCAACAUGCUACACUGGCAAAGUUAUGAAUGAUAUAGCUGUCGGCUAUAUUAGCCACGACUUACCGUUCUUUGUGCAGCUUCAAAUGUCGAACAAAGUUGGAAGUUGUUGCGCCUCCGUCUGUCAUUUUCUUCCCGGAUGUUUUGCAAGUUGCAAUCCGUUUUUUUGUUGAUACAGCGUAGUCUUUAUAUCCGAAAAUAAUAAUUUUGGAUAUCAUCUUUCCAAGGGCUCCAUCUGAAUUCACCCGCCGACGUUCUUCUGCACUGCCACACGCAACUUUUUCUCAGCUGGCACAAUUUUAUUGGCUGCUGUCCGAUUCAUAUUGUAAUCCGUUAAAUGAAGAGUUGAUGCGCUGCACACUUUUUUUAAUAGCAUCAUUUUUAAUAUUUGGGCUUGGGGAGGGUAUCAAGUCAGUUUGAGUCAAAAGGCUCAAGUCCAAGUUAAGUCACGAGUCAUUGGUGUUAAAGUCAAAGUCGAGUUGCAAGUCAUCAUAUUUGUGACUCGAGUCUGACUUGAGUCCAAGUCAUGUGACUCGAGUCCACACCGCAGGUACUUAGCCUGGGGAAGUACACACUACUCCUAGUACUACUCUGAGACACUUUAUGAAUACUGGCCCGGAUCCUCCUCGGCUUCAUCCAUCUUCUUAAGUAAUGAGGAUUCAACAACAACACAAUUUAACAAACACUCACCCAUUGGUCAUAUGACCCAUUGUAUACUGUAAAAUACAGAGUGUACAAAAACAUUAGGAAAUCCUGCUCUUUCCAUGACGAUUGACCAGGUGAUUGACGUCACUUGUUAAAUCCACUUCAAAAAUCAGUGUAGAUGAAGGGGAGGAGACAAGUUAAAGAAGGAUUUUUAAGCCUUGAGACAUGGAUUGUGUGCCAUUCAGAGGUCGAAUGGGCAAGGCAAAAGAUUUAAGUGCCUUUGAACGGGGUAUGGUAGUAGGUGCAAGGCACACUAGUUUGAGUGUGUCAAGAACUGCAACGCUGCCGGGUUUUCCACGCUCAACAGUUUCUCGUGUGUGUCAAGAAUGGUCCACCCCAACAAAGGAAAUCCAGCCAACUUGACACAACUGUGGGAAACAUUGGAGUCAACACCUUGUAGAGUCCAUAUUGAGGGCAAAAGGGGGUGCAACUCAAUAUUAAUAAAGUGUUCCCGAAUUUGUUGUACACAAUGUAUAUAAUGUGUUAAAAAAAUUACUCUAGUGUCAUUAUGUAUUUUUGUAUGUUCAAGCUUGUGCAAUACAAAUUGUAUCUGUUUCAAUGUA